AAUGAAAUUAAUUUACAAAUGACAAAAGUAUUCCCGUUAAAUCCUAGAGCGGUGCACCGCAAGAUCGGCGAUAUAUUGACGAUACAAAAAACGAAAAAUCAAUUUAAACACGAGAAAAUCAACGAUAGGACCCACGAGAUAAUAAACUAGCCGUUGGGGACUUUAAAUUCAAAAGCCCCAAUUUCACAUACGGUAUCAAAGAGAAAGACACCCCCAUUAAGCUCACACUCUUUCCAUUUUGGAUAUCCAUUUUUUUCUCUCUAUCAGAUUUUUGUCUUCUCAGAUCUCAGGCGCAACUUCUUCUGUUUUUUCCUUUUCAGGCUUUUGCAUUUCUCAGCUGGAGUUCAAUUUGGGGAAGUACUAGUCUAGUUCUAGUCAAGAUGACGGUGAGAACUCCUGGUACUCCAGUGUCAAAGAUAGAAAGGACUCCAGCAACCACGCCUAAUGGACAUCGAGCUAAAGAGGAGAAAAUUGUUGUAACAGUUAGAUUAAGGCCUUUGAACAAAAGGGAGCUUUCAGCCAAAGACCAUGCUGCAUGGGACUGCGUUGAUGAUCACACAAUUAUUUAUAGACCACUGCCCCAUGAACGUGCUGCUCAACCAGCUUCAUUUACAUUUGAUAAAGUCUUCGGUCCAGAUAGUAUAACUGAAGCCGUGUAUGAGGAAGGAGUAAAGAAUGUGGCUUUAUCCUCUUUGAUGGGAAUAAAUGCAACCAUAUUUGCAUAUGGACAAACCAGCAGUGGGAAGACUUACACAAUGAAAGGAAUUACUGAGAAAGCUGUCAACGAUAUCUAUUCACAUAUAAUGAGUACCCCAGAAAGAGAAUUUAGAAUAAGAAUAUCUGGACUGGAGAUCUACAAUGAAAAUGUCAGGGACCUAUUGAAUUCUGAAUCUGGUCGAAAUCUCAAGCUUCUUGAUGAUCCAGAGAAAGGAACUGUCGUCGAGAAAUUGGUGGAAGAAACAGCAAGCAAUGACCAACAUUUGAGGCAUUUAAUUAGUAUAUGUGAGGCUCAGAGGCAAGUCGGCGAAACCGCCUUAAACGAUACGAGCUCACGAUCUCACCAGAUAAUAAGACUGACAAUAGAAAGCACCCAUCGUGAAAGUUCUGAUUGUGUGAGGUCUUAUGUAGCAAGCUUGAACUUCGUUGAUUUGGCUGGGAGUGAAAGAGCCUCACAGACAAAUGCAGAUGGUGCUAGGCUUAGGGAAGGUUGCCAUAUCAAUCUCAGUUUGAUGACUCUUACAACCGUGAUUAGAAAGCUCAGUGUGGGCAAAAGAAGUGGUCAUAUACCCUACCGGGACUCAAAGCUGACAAGAAUAUUGCAACAUUCACUUGGUGGAAAUGCCCGUACUGCGAUAAUAUGCACUCUCAGCCCUGCAUCUAGUCACGUUGAACAAUCUCGUAACACUCUCUUCUUCGCCACUCGAGCGAAGGAAGUCACAAACAAUGCCCAAGUGAACAUGGUUGUUUCUGACAAACAGCUUGUCAAGCAUUUGCAGAAGGAAGUAGCCAGAUUGGAAGCAGAGCUGCGUACCCCAGAGCCUGCUAAUGAGAAGGAUUUGAAAAUUCAACAGAUGGAAAUGGAAAUCGAGGAGCUGAAGCGUCAAAGGGAUCUCGCACAGUCACAAGCCAACGAGUUACGCAGAAAGCUUCAGGAGGAACAGGGACUGAGGCCAUCUGAAUCUGUUAGUCCAAUUGCGAAGAAAUGUCUCUCAUUCUCUGGCACAUUAUCUCCAAACUUUGAAGAAAAAGCACCUGUCCGUGGUGAAAGAACAAGAAACACAAUGGGAAGGCAGUCAGUGAGGCAAUCUUUGGCUGCCCCUUUUACACUCAUGCAUGAAAUUCGUAAACUCGAACAUCUCCAGGAGCAGCUUGGAGAUGAAGCAAAUCGAGCAUUGGAAGUACUACAAAAGGAAGUUGCAUGUCAUAGGCUAGGUAACCAGGAUGCAGCAGAAACUAUUGCUAAGUUGCAAGCAGAGAUCAGAGAAAUGCGUUCUGUACCGCCUGUCUGCAAAGAAGUUGAAGUUGGAAAUGUAGUUGCUGUCAAUAAGAGUGUCAGUGCCAACCUGAAGGAAGAGAUAGCCAGACUUCACUCACAGGGAAGCAAUAUUGCUGAUCUUGAAGAACAGCUAGAGAAUGUUCAGAAAUCAUUAGACAAACUGGUUAUGUCUCUUCCAAGCAAUAAUGAUCAACAGUCAAACAAUGACACCCCACAAAAGGCAAAGCAUCCAUCAAAAAAGAAGAAGUUGCUCCCAUUGUCCUCGAGCAACAGUAUCAACAGGCAAAAUUUCUUGAAAUCUCCCUGUUCUCCUCUGUCAACAGCGCGACAAGUACUGGAUUGUGAGAUUGAAAAUAGAGCUCCGGAUUCGGAUGAUUUGUCCUGUGAAAUUCAGAUGAUGCAAGACAAUGAGACUCCUACAAAAAGUGAUGGAGGUGAUGUUUCAUCAAAGGAGGGCACUCCAUAUCGCCGUUCCAGUUCUGUGAACAUGAGAAAGAUGCAGAAGAUGUUUCAAGAUGCAGCAGAAGAGAACGUCAGGAACAUAAGAUCAUAUGUGACAGAACUUAAAGAACGGGUGGCCAAACUUCAAUACCAGAAGCAGCUCCUUGUAUGCCAGGUGCUUGAGCUGGAAGCAAAUGAAGCAGCUGGAUACAAUUUAGAGGAUGAUGAAAACAUUCAUCAGAUACCGGAAGAGUCCCCAGUUUCAUGGCAAAUCACGUUUAAGGAACAGAGGCAGCAAAUUAUUGACUUAUGGGAUGUUUGCUACGUCUCCAUUAUUCAUAGGUCACAGUUCUAUCUGUUAUUUAAGGGAGACCCUGCCGAUGAAAUAUAUCUGGAAGUUGAACUCAGGCGCUUGACAUGGUUACAACAGCACCUGGCAGAGCUUGGAAACGCAACCCCGGCUCGUGCUGGAAAUGAACCAACAGUCUCUUUGUCAUCAAGCAUUAAAGCUUUGAAGAGGGAAAGAGAAUUCCUUGCCAAGAGAUUGACAACCCGUCUGACAGCUGAAGAAAGAGAUUAUCUGUACAUAAAAUGGGAAGUUCCUUUGGAGGGUAAACAGAGAAGAAUGCAAUUUAUUAACAAGCUUUGGACAAAUCCACGUAAUGAAAAGCAUGUAAAAGAGAGUGCUGAGAUAGUGGCAAAGCUCGUAGGUUUCUGUGAAGGAGGUAACAUGUCAAGAGAGAUGUUUGAGCUUAACUUUGUCCUUCCAUCAGAUAGGAGGCCUUGGUUCGCUGGCUGGAAUCAAAUCUCCGACCUUCUCCAUAUAUGACAAGCUUAGAUUCUUUUUGUAAGUAAAUUAUUUGUAUUGCGUGUUGUUUUUUCAUGUAUAUGAAACUCUGGAGCCUCCCAAUUUUGGAGCCUCCGUAGUUGUUCCAGUACCAACUGAUUAAAUUUAGAGCAGUAUGGAAGAUUGGAAUUUGAGGGAUCACAUCAUGCAGCUUCAUUGCAUGAAUAAAGCAUUCAUUUGAAAUUCUGAUAUCUAUAUUGGUUUUCUACUUGGUACUUUGAGUCCAUUUAUUUGUUUUCUUUCCACUUGCGUGCCUUUCUUUCUCCGGAAGAUUGUAAUUCUUUGUUUGGGCUCUUAUUAUAUCUUUCUUAUUUAUUUAUGACCUCUUUAUUGGAAGUUCUCGUUCUCGAAUAGAAGCAACAAGAGAUGGUUGUUGCACAGGGCACAUUGGUAGAAAGAACUGGAUCACACCCGGGUCGAGAACUUUGCAAGUUAAAUCCUAAUUUUUUGCAUGUAGUCCCAGAAAUACCAUAUAUAUUAUCUUAGACUUAUGACAGAACUUGUACAUAUGUUGUUGACAAAGCAUGAGUUGUCUCUUUUCAUUCAAGAGCACAUAAAUAAAGCAAGCAAAAGACACGUAAUAACUAAAAUAGAGAGUGCAGAUCAUAUCACACACAGUGCAUCAAGCAUAUUGUUUUUCUUUCUCUACCUACCAUAGAACCAAAUAUCAGCAAGCGCAGGGUAUGGAUAGAUAUCAAAUGUAGUGGAAUUAUUUUUAACACUUGGGGUAGGGAGAACCACAAGUGCGAGCAACUUUUUUGGCACCAGGGGUGUUGACAUAGUUCCUUAACAUAGGGUUCUUGAGAUAAUUGCAGAGGCAAGGCUUUUGCUCCCUGAUCCUGCUGCAGCAGAGACUAGAUGGUGCUGAAUUCGAUGUGAUCGCGCUAAGACAAGGGCUCAGCUGAAUCGCUCUGCAUGUUACAGCUAAAGAGACGUGUGCUUCAGCAAGAAGCAACACUAGAACUAUGAAAACUGCAAGUUUAGAUGCUGCCUUCAUUAUUAUCACUUGAAGAUGGCU
Messenger RNA from Capsicum annuum, 4302 nucleotides. RefSeq names its product kinesin-like protein NACK1. Gene Ontology annotation, biological process: microtubule-based movement. The transcript has 15 exons. Gene Ontology annotation, molecular function: microtubule binding; ATP binding; microtubule motor activity. Lineage: Eukaryota; Viridiplantae; Streptophyta; Magnoliopsida; Solanales; Solanaceae. The record is from RefSeq and is a predicted model, not a curated record. The coding region runs from base 381 to 3266 and encodes 961 amino acids.